Molecule: messenger RNA, 4099 nt
Organism: Pleuronectes platessa (European plaice)
Lineage: Eukaryota; Metazoa; Chordata; Actinopteri; Pleuronectiformes; Pleuronectidae
Gene: pbxip1b
Product: pre-B-cell leukemia homeobox interacting protein 1b
Exons: 11
Coding region: 169-2958 (929 amino acids)
Source: RefSeq, a predicted model, not a curated record
CACGGUGAGAACCCCUCUUCGUUUUAACGCUAUUUACCUCCAACAGGAAGUGUUCACGCGUGUCGGGUUGUUUUGCAUUUUUCCUUCCGUUGCGCAGUUUCACCCACUUUCUGAUUUCCUGGUGGCUAGACCGACUUGUAAGGAGACAGGAAAAGCCUCCAGGGGGUCAUGUCUGGCAGCAACAGUGCGAACAGCAGCUGGACCGUCCUCACUCCUGAGACUGUCGCUGAAACCCUGAAGCCUCUGGCAGAGGAAACAGAGAAUCAUGAAGAAAGUCUUACAUCUGCAGCAGAGCCAGAAUCUGGAGCAAAUCAGGCUGCAAGAGGUGAAGCAUCCACAGAGGGCUCCCCUGUGGAGGAACACCUGGUGUCAGGAGAAAGAACAGUGGAGCUAAUUGGAGACACAAGCACAGAGCAACAAACCUCCGUGCCACCUGCCCUCAGCGAUGCCGCGGUUCCAGCUUCAUUGGAAGACUCCGGCAGCUCUGUUCCAGGCAGAGAUGCCCUCGACCACUCUCAAGCACCACCCGAGGGCCCAGCACCGUCCAGCCCUGACCCUGAUUCUUUCUGUGACUCCUACACCCACAUAACCCCCUCCCCUGAUGAGCCCCCAGCCUCACUGCUGACAACAGAGACUCUGGGAGGGGGCGAGUUUACACAAGAACAAGAAGAAGAGAGGCUCGCAGAGGAAGGAACGGUGCACCACAUCAACGGUGUGGAGAUACAACAGGAAGAUGAGUCAGACCUGUCUCCAAGAACGAGUGACUUAGGGAAACAGGCAGACUCCCCCGUGGAUUCCGAGGUGGGUGAGGAGAGAACUGAGAGGAAGGAAGAGGAGGCAGAGCCAGAGGUGAGGAGGAGGCGGACGUCUCUCUUAGCGGCUCUGGACCGAAUCGGUAGGACAGAGGAGGAAGAGGAAAGAGAGGAAGAGUUUCAGGUGCCGCAGCGAGACGACGACAGCGGAUUCUCUGUGAACAAGUGCAUGCUUGGUGCCGUCAUCCUGUUAGGCCUCGGCACCAUCUUUUUCUCCGGUGUCUUCAUGGACUUGGAUGAGGAGAGUGACUAUGGGACAAGGGAGCUGAGAGAUUCAGAAGCUCCAGGAAAACAGGAGUGGCUUAAUCCAGAGGUCCCUCCACCUCCAGUAGAUGCUGACAGUACAGAGCUGCUAAAUAAGUUGGCUGAAGAGAACCAACAGAUUUCUUUGCUACAAGCCCAAUUUCAGGCAGAGCAAGAAGAGCUAAACGUGGCCAAGGGACAGGCAGCAGAGGGAGCAACGGAGCGUCUGCAGUGGGAGGAGGUGGAGAAGGAACACAGUAGGUUGAAGACAGAGAUGGCAUCUCUCCCUGUUCUUCAGAAAGAGAAUGAUAAGAUGAAGAGAGAGCUGGAGUCUGUCCUGGCCCUACAGAAAGAACUAGAAACACUGAGAUCGACUGGGACUGAAUUAAAACGCUCCCCAGAAGCCACUGAAGCCGCUCAAGCACCUGUGCAGUCCACAACAUCGCCCUCAAGUGGUCAGCCCGAGGAAAGCAGGCAGGAAACGACUAAAGAGAGAGAGGAUAAGAAACCAUUGAAGGACCAGAAGGAGAAGAAGACGGAUUGGAAGAAGGAGAAAUAUGACACUGGUGAAAAGAAGGAGUGGAAAGAGAGAGAGAAAUUUGAAUUGAAGGAAGGAGAGAACAAAGAGCGCAAAGAUGGAGGUAAAACGGAAUGGAAAAAGGGAAAACACGAGCAGGGGAAGUCUGACAAGGUGAAAGAUAAGGAAGGUAAACAGGAGAGGCACAGCGAUGUAACGAAACAAUACAAGGAGAAGAAGAAUAAGAAAGAAAAGGUGAGCCGAGGUGAUGAACGAAAGUCAUGGAAGGUUAGCGAAGGGAAUAAGGAAUGGAUAGAGAUGAGUGAGAGAAAAAAUCAGAAGGAAGUGAAAGAUUGGAAAAAGACGAAGCAUGAGAAAGUGAAUGAGGGUAAGCAAGAGAAGAAGGAUCGGAAGAGGGGAAAGGACCAGGGAGAGAAGCACAAGGGGAGGGAAGAAUGGAAUGGAGAGAAGGAGUGGAAGAAAGGGAAAGAUGGCUUCAAGGAAAGUGGCAAAGACAAAUGGGAGAUGAAGGAUGGGAAAGAGAAAAGUGAGAAGAAAGAUGGUGAGUGGAGGGCUAAAAAUGGCAAAGAAGGGAGAAGAAAAGAUGAUAGGAAACAGUGGGAAGAAAGGGAAAAUCAUAGCAGAAAUCAUGGUAAGGACAGGAAAAUGAAGGAUGAAAAGAAACAGUGGAAAGAGAAUGAGUGGAAGGGUAAAGAUGAUAAGGAAUGGAAGAAGAAGGAUGAGAAGAAGCAGCGGGAAAAGGAGGGAGAAUGGAAGAGAGGGCAGAAAGAGAAAGAUCAGAAUUAUGACAAGAAGAAAGUCAAAUCAAGCUCUCACAGAAAUGAAGAUGAACACCACCAUGGCGAGCGUGUGCGGGGAGAGGGGAAGGCCGCCCACACACACCGCAGCCCCCCCCUCGAACAACCUGAGUACUGGGUCCAGCAGAGAGACCGGCUCCAGCACAAAACCAAACCACCACAGAACUGCAACUCAUUGGAGACCUGCGCUCAGAGUGAGGGGCUGCUUCCUGUCCCCCUCCCCGAGUUUGAAGCCAUCCUCCAAACUUACCUAGCCAAGGCGGAGGAGGCGGGAGUGGAUGCUUCCAAAAUAGAGGAGCUCAGAAAGCUGGCUCCGGAGUUCUUCAAGGAUGGAGUCUUUGCUCACGACCAGAUGAGCUUUCAAGAAUUUGUGGAGGACGUGGGGGAUAUUCUGGAAGAUAUGGUGGAAGGGGAGGAGAACGGGUAUGAUACGGACAGCGAGAUCGAGGAAGAAAUGGAGGAGUUCGAAAGAGACGUGAUAAAAAAGUUUUCAGUGCCGAAAGCUGCAGAGAAAGCGGAGGGAAUCCAAAGGGAGAAACGGAAGGAGAACGGACGAGGACGUGGCUGAAAUGGGGGGGAAUUGAUGGAUCGGUUAAAAGCAGCAAAGAGGAGCAGUGACGGAUGAGGUUAUUCAAAGGGAACAUUUGUUUUUGGACCACAAAAGCUUAUAAAGGAUGCAUUAAUCCUUUCCUUUUUUUCAGAGGAUCUUAUAUUACCACCUCUGCGUGUUGUUUCGGUGGCGUUUCAACUUACAGUUUAAUUUACCUGUUUUGGUGAAAGCUUUUUAUUUCACCUGCACACAGCAGAAGAGAAAUGGCUAACUUAUAGAUCAUAAGAUUUGUUUGGGACGGACGUAAAAGAGAGUUUAAGAGGCUGAAACUCCACAUCUAGUUUCUUAGUUUUAUCACUGACUGACCACCAAUGUUAUUUUCUUCCUUCUCUGAAUCCUGUUAGAUUGACCUGCUUUGACUCAUCUCUGUAAUAACCACUUGUCGUCUUAGUCACACAUUACACGUCUUCCUCUGCAAACAGAUCCGUGCACUGUUCAUGUCUUCACUUAUCAGUUCCUACAGUACGUCAUCUUUAUGUUGUCAUUUCUUAAGCCUCUCUCCUGACAGAUUUAAAGAAUGAAGUUUUGUUAUAUAGAGUGGAGUGAGUGUGAACUGCUGAUAUGGUUUGAUGAUUAUUUUACGUGAAAUUAGAGAGAAUCUGCUUUGAUUUUGGCUUUGAAUGUUAUGUACAUAUUGCUUUGAAUGUCUUAAAACUAUGCAGAUAUAGUUAACUUAUUUUAUAGAAGCAGGCAUGAUAUAGGUGAAAUAAAACAAUUGUCACGCACUUAAAAUAUUGACAUGUUGAGCAUCUAUGUUUCUUUUCAGGUACGGAACUUGUGUUGUGCACUAAAAUGUUCUUAAUUAUUGUUUUAUUUUGAAUGUAACAUUUGUUCUUGAUUAGGUUGUCAAGUCUCUUAAAUCAUGGGAAAUAGAUUUCGGAAAUUUCCCUCGGACAAUAGUGUUCAAACAGAUUUAUAAAAAAACAACUAACUUAUGAAGUGUUGUUGAUUCAAGGCCCUACAGCCGCACGGAGAUUAUUAACUAUGCAGAACCACAGAUUGUGUCGGCUUUUUGGCAGCAUAAGACUUUGUAUGUUUGAAUGUCGAUAUUUGCCCAUAUUAUUGUUAUAAGAGCAGAAUAAUAAAUUUGGUGAAUCCA